Molecule: messenger RNA, 2372 nt
Organism: Cottoperca gobio
Lineage: Eukaryota; Metazoa; Chordata; Actinopteri; Perciformes; Bovichtidae
Gene: pla1a
Product: phospholipase A1 member A
Exons: 11
Coding region: 392-1792 (466 amino acids)
Biological process (GO): lipid catabolic process
Molecular function (GO): glycerophospholipid phospholipase A1 activity
Source: RefSeq, a predicted model, not a curated record
UGAGGUCAUGGCUUCACCGCCAGGCAAAGAGCUUCAGACACUUUUCAGCUCAGUACAAACCAAGUCUGAGAAAAACAAAUAAAAACACACUGACAAUUGUGACGACUAAGUAAAAAGACGUUCCUGCGUAAAGUGGAGCUUUACAAGAAAGAGGAACAUAAUUAGAAACAUGUGGAGUGCUUUGGUCUGUUUCAUAUGGAUUCGUGGUGCCAGCUGUUUGACAGUUAAAAGCUGAGCAGUCGUUCCAGAGUUACAACGCUGCACAGAGCCGGGAUUUUCUCAAGCCAGAAGCUGAUUUCCAUCCACCAAUCUGGAGCUAAAGAGAGCAGCUGAGCACCGUUAAGCACCAACUAAAGCUCCCGGGCAGCUACUCUCCCCAUUCACAGCCGACAUGUCUCGGACGCACAGAAGGAUCCUCCUGUGUGUUUGGAUAUUCUGCAUCACAUCACUGGUGGUGGGUGUGGAGGAUAUUCAGAGAGAGGAUGAGUGCGCUGACCUCAACACCACCACCUGGAUGGAGUACCGGCAGCAGAGAGUCAAGCUGCGGGUUCAGUACCUGCUGCUGACCAGGAGGAACAUGGACUGUGCAGAAAUGUUCGACCAGGAGUCUCUGACUGAAACACAGCUGCGGCCGUCUUACUUCAACAUCUCCCGGCCGACAAAGGUCAUCAUCCACGGGUACAGGGCUCUGGGCAGUAAGCCGUCCUGGGUGAAGCAGCUGACCCGGGCCCUGCUCGGUGCGCAGGAUGUGAACGUGCUGGUGGUGGACUGGGUCUACGGCGCCUCCUUCGCCUACAACCUGGUGGUGGAGAACUACAAGGAGGUGGCUGUGCAGAUCUCUGUCCUCAUCAACCAGCUGCAGAAACAUGGAUGCAAACUGGAGUCCUUCCACUUCAUCGGGGUCAGUCUCGGGGCGCACGUUGCUGGUUUUGUGGGGACGCUUUUUGACGGGAAGAUAGGACGAAUCACAGGUCUUGAUCCGGCUGGUCCCAUGUUUAAAGGAGCCGACACCUUCGACCGGCUGGACCCGUCUGACGCUCUGUUUGUCGACGCCAUCCACACAGACUCCGACUAUUUUGGGAUCUCCAUCCCUGUCGGUCACGUGGACUUCUUUCUGAACGGAGGGAAAGACCAGACUGGAUGCGCUCGCUCCAGGUUUGCUUCAAUUCUUGUCUACUUCCCAGUGUAUGGUUAUGUGAUAUGUGACCACAUGAGGGCGCUGCAUGUCUACAUGAGCGCGCUGAACAGCUCGUGCCCGUUAGUGGGGAUCCCGUGCUUCAGCUAUGAAGACUUCCUGCAGGGACGCUGCUUGGACUGUGACGUCUUCAAGGGCACGUGUCCAACUAUAGGUUUAUCAGAAAACAGUGGGAUAGCCAUAUCUUCAGUUCACAAAGAGCAGAAGCUUUUCCUCCUCACGACUUCUUCAGCACCUUUUUGUUCUCACCACAUCCUGCUGCAGAUGGAGGUUUCUCCUCUGGAUAAGAGCGCUGAGGUGGAGGUGACACUGACGACCGAGAGCCUGGGAACAGAGCAGAGGCUCCGGCUUCAGAAAGAUACGACGGUGUACAGGACGGUGUUGUCUCACCCUGUCGCUCUGUGUGAGAUCGACACCAUCACGUUGAAGAACACCGGAGCUCGCUUCUACAGACAGGGAGACAUCCACGUCAAGUCUGUCUGCCUCUCCGAGUUCCCCUCACUCAGGCGAGAGCAGCCGCUGUGUGUGAACAACAUCGGUAUCAGCCGAGGAGCUCCGUGGUCACAUGACUUUGUGCAGGUGUGUGACACCUUCUAAAGAAAUGAGAUAUACUCCAGAAGAUACUGAAACAAACUCCCCCAACAUUAAGUCUGUUUCACAUUUCUCCCACCUUGUUUAAUGAUGAGAGAACCAAAGAACCGCGUUGUAUUGUGGAGAGGAAGCUUCUGUUCUCGAGACUAUCAGAUAACUAUAAUAUGCAGUGUCGUUGUGUUUUAUUAUUUGGUUAAUCCACUGAUCUUCCAACAUGACUGGAUCAUUAGUAUGUUUUUAUUUAAUCAUGAAACUGUUUUCUCUGUUGAUGCUUGGAGGUUAAAUAACGUUUGUGUUUUUAGAUACUGGAGUAGAAAGUGUGAAUAAAAAUAAAAACUGCUGCUCAUCUAAGAAUUGGAAAAACUUGCAUUGGAAGAAAUGUUUUAAUAUGUUUCUGUAAUCACAGAUUAGCUCAAGAGGAGAUUUCCUCAGCUACUGAUGCAUUAAUAAUUUAGAUUAUAAUCAAGUGGUCUUGUGACAGAAUCAGGACGUUGUGCAGUCACAGAAAACAAACUACAUGUUCACGGCACACAAAGAGCUUUAUGGAGAAAUCUUGGCCCCAUGAAAAUACUUUUUACAAACACUU